AUGGGGCGCCGGGCCUGGGUCCCCAGCCUCUGCCCCCCGCCCCGACUGUCGCUGCUGCUGCUGCUGCUGCUGCUGGCACCUCUCAGGGCCCAGCCCCAGGCCGGCAGGAACCACACGGAGCCCCGAGAACCUAACGCCACAGUGACCUCCAGGACACCCCCUGUUCCCGUGACCUCAGUGACCCCCACGGCCUCACCCACGAGCACUCCAGAGGCAGAGGGUCCCCGUGGGGGGGGGCUCACCUCCGCACCCAGGGCGGCCCCCUCCAGCAGCAGCCCGGCGGGCCCAGUGCUCACCGAGGACGGACAGCCCUGCCGGUUCCCCUUCCGCCUGGGCGGCCGCCUGCUCCAUUCCUGCACGUCGGAGGGAAGCGCCUACAGGAAGUGGUGUGCCACGACUCACAACUACGACCGCGACCGGGCCUGGGGCUACUGCGUGCAGGGCUCCGCGCCCCCGGAGCGCCCAGCAGCUCUGGAUCCCUGUGCCUCCAGCCCCUGCCUCAACGGGGGCUCCUGCACCAGCACCCAGGACCCCGGCUCCCACCACUGCACCUGCCCCAUGGCCUUCACCGGCAAGGACUGUGGGACGGAGAAGUGCUUCGACGAGACUCGCCAUGAGUACCUGGAGGAGGGCGACAGCUGGGCCCGGGUGCUCCAGGGCCGCGUGGAGCAGUGCCAGUGCGUGGGCGGCCGCAUCCGCUGCGAGGACACGCCCCACGCAGCUUGCCUGAGCAGCCCGUGCCUGAACGGGGGCACCUGCCACCUGGUUGUGGCCACCGGGACCACCGUCUGCGCCUGCGCCCCGGGCCACGCCGGGAGGCUCUGCAACAUCGCGCCCGCCCAGAGCUGCUUCGUGGGCAACGGCACGGAGUACCGGGGCGUGGCCAGCACAGCGGCCUCGGGCCUCAGCUGCCUGGCCUGGAACUCGGACCUGCUCUACCAGGAGCUGCACGUGGACACGGUGGACGCCGCGGCCCUGCUCGGCCUGGGCCCCCACGCCUACUGCCGGAACCCCGACAAGGACGAGAGGCCCUGGUGCUACGUGGUGAAGGAGCACACCCUCUCCUGGGAGUACUGCCGCCUGGCGGCCUGCGAAUCCCUCACCAGAACCCAGCGCCCACCGGACCUGGCGCUGCUGGCGCUGCCCGGCGCGGCCCCGGCCCCGGCCCCCGCCGCGCGCCCCACGUGCGGCCGGCGGCACCGGAAGAGGAGCUCCCUCCGGCCCCGCAUCAUCGGCGGCUCGUCCUCGCUGCCCGGCUCGCACCCCUGGCUGGCCGCCAUCUACAUCGGGGACAGCUUCUGCGCGGGCAGCCUGGUGCACACCUGCUGGGUGGUGUCAGCCGCCCACUGCUUCUCCCACAGCCCCCCAAGGGAGAGCGUCUCUGUGGUCCUGGGCCAGCACUUCUUCAACCUCACGACGGACGUGACCCAGGCAUUCCAAAUUGAGAAGUACAUCCCGUACCCGCUGUACUCGGUGUUCAACCCCAGCGACCAUGACCUUGUGCUGAUCCGGCUGAGGAAGAAGGGAGACCGCUGUGCGGUCCGCUCCCAGUUUGUCCAGCCCAUCUGCCUGCCGGAGCCCAGCAGCCCCUUCCCCGCCGGACACAAGUGCCAGAUCGCGGGCUGGGGCCACCAGGACGAGAACGUGAGCGGCUACUCCAGCUCCCUGCGGGAGGUGCUGGUGCCCCUGGUGGCCGACCACAAGUGCAGCAGCCCCGAGGUGUACGGGGCCGACAUCAGCCCCAACAUGCUGUGCGCCGGCUACUUUGACUGCAAGGCUGACGCCUGCCAGGGCGACUCGGGCGGCCCCCUGGUCUGUGAGAAGAACGGCGUGGCCUACCUGUACGGCAUCAUCAGCUGGGGCGACGGCUGCGGGCGCCUCCACAAGCCCGGCGUCUACACCCGCGUGGCCAACUACGUGGGCUGGAUCAACGACCGGAUCCGGCCCCCCAAGCGGCCCGCAGAUUCCUCCUGA
Molecule: messenger RNA, 1974 nt
Organism: Pipistrellus nathusii (Nathusius's pipistrelle)
Lineage: Eukaryota; Metazoa; Chordata; Mammalia; Chiroptera; Vespertilionidae
Source: the annotation of a GenBank genome assembly